AUGGCUACGCAAUACGAAGUUGAGCACAACAUCAAGACGGCCGGCGGACCGCGGCGGCGUCGGCAAGUGGACAUGGCGACGUUCACGGCGCAUCUGAACAACGUGUCGACCAGCGAGAACACGGCGGCGCACACCCACAACAACCCGCACGCGACAGCGACGCCGGUCGACGUGGCGGCGGUCUACCGGCUGGUGCAGGACCAGAUGCUGACGCUGUUGCCGGACGCGCCCAAUGCGGCCAACCGGGAUUUGCUCGAGCAACUGGCGAUGCAGCUGGAGCAGCAGAUUGCCGAUCCGCCGCGUGAGAUCGCGGGCGUGUCGCAGGCAUAUGUGGACGCGCUGGACCGGGUAUCGCGGCGGCGGUUGGGCCACGACGAGACAUGUCCGAUCUGCGUAGAGCGCUAUCUCGACGACGAGUACGCGCUGGUGGUGGAGCUGCCGUGCCACGCAAGCCACCGGUUCGAUCUCGAGUGCGUGGGCCCGUGGCUGCUGGCCAAGGGCAGCUGUCCGCUGUGCCGGACAGACCUGACGAAGAAAAAGGAGACGGUGGUGGCAAAGGACGACGAGGACGAGGACGAGGACGACGUCGGGGGGAUGUUUGGCUGA
Molecule: messenger RNA, 606 nt
Organism: Grosmannia clavigera kw1407
Lineage: Eukaryota; Fungi; Ascomycota; Sordariomycetes; Ophiostomatales; Ophiostomataceae
Exons: 2
Coding region: 1-606 (201 amino acids)
Source: RefSeq, a predicted model, not a curated record